Molecule: messenger RNA, 4617 nt
Organism: Glarea lozoyensis ATCC 20868
Lineage: Eukaryota; Fungi; Ascomycota; Leotiomycetes; Helotiales; Helotiaceae
Product: GTPase activation, GAP
Exons: 8
Coding region: 1-4617 (1538 amino acids)
Biological process (GO): regulation of GTPase activity; signal transduction
Cellular component (GO): cytoplasm
Source: RefSeq, a predicted model, not a curated record
AUGGAAUCGCCGGCCGAUUAUUUGGAUUCUCCUAUGGAUGGCGAUGAUGUGGCAUACCCGUGCAAAGGUUGUGGAGACAUUCUGGAGGAAGGAAAAGCCUUUGAACUUGCUGGUAACAGAUGGCAUCUAAACUGCUUUCGGUGCAACACCUGCGGCACCCUGCUCGAUUCCGACGCAAAUCUAUUGUUACUUGGUGACGGCUCCUUGAUCUGUAACAAUUGCACAUAUAGCUGUAGUGCUUGCGGGAACAAGAUCGAAGAUUUGGCUAUCCUUACAGGAGACCAGGCAUUUUGCGCAACAUGCUUCAGGUGUAGGAAUUGCAAACGUAAAAUUGAAAAUCUUCGAUACGCACGAACAUCACAGGGGAUAUUCUGCAUGAGCUGUCACGAGUCACUCAUGGCACGGCGGAGGAAAAAAUCGAGGGCAGCAGCCAAUGCGAAACUCAAAAAAGAAGAUCAGUCGCCAAUGCUUGUCGACAAGUCUCUGCCUGCUCUUCCUCCCAAUGCCAUCCUACAAAGCGCAUUUACACCAGACCGAGAGUCGCCAGGCUCUAUUGACAACGAUACGCCCACGGAACUUUCUCCUCGGCCACGACAGCAGUACCAAGGGGAUUCCUCAUCGCGAAGCAGUUCGCGCCGGCCACGCGAUCGAUCGAACGAACGCACCUCCAGCGAUGGCCCUACAAAGGAUGGCCUCACGCUGCCAACAACUACGUACCGCAAUAACAGACAUUCUGCCAUUUCUCAGGCAUCCGACAUAAAUGGCGCAGAUGGAGAAGGCUUUUUCAUACCAUUGGCAUUAGACCCUAGUCCGGCCCCAACAGUAACCCCGCGAUCGACCUCCGAGACAUUGGUAGAUCAAGCGAAGAGAAACAAGGAAAGGUCAGAUAAGGACUAUUUCAAUGUUCCAAGAAGUAGCGGUCGUCCUUCGAUUGAAAGUCGUAGGCAAUCUGAAAUCAAUUCAGCAGCUUCGACCCCCCACAUCGCUUUUCAGGAAAAGGGAAGACAGCCAUCAGCGGACGAGACAGCUAUCAAAGAUAACAUCAGGAAAGCUCAAGCCGGAGGCAAAAUCUCAUCUGCAAAGGGUUCCCCCUCAAUAGGAAGCGAUGAUGUUCGCAAACAGCACGCCAGCUCGCCCAAGAUUGGAACAUCAAAGAGCCAGUCUUCGAACGAGAAGUUCAGACUAGGGGAUGUGCCGAAGGGGAAGAAAAUCACUCCGAGAAGUGAUUCUCAAUCAGAAUUCGAGACUUUGUCUAGAGAUACGUCCAUUAGCAUGUCACUGCCGAAAGACCAUACAAUAAGCAUGAUCAAAACAGAUCUACAAAAGUCAGCUUUCGGCGCCGAUAAGGUUGGCACCUCCCGCUCUUCGCAGGACUCGCGCACACGAGAUGAAGCGGUCUCGAGACCCUCCAUGGACUCAUCCAACGAGUCGUCCCCGCGAGUGUCUAGACAGGACUCUUCGGGCUCCAAGUCGAUUGCACGAAAAGAAAUAGCGCCAGGCGCAGUCAAGGCCACCAUGAGUUCCAUGAGUUCCUCGUCCGGCACUGAGACGUCUCCCUCAACAGAUUCUUCCGAUGCCUCCGGCCUUACGCCGACAGUCAAUGGUAAGAAUAUCUCAGGUCCUUCCUCAAUCCAGCCCCCUAUCGAGACAGAUCUUGCACCACCUAGUCGUGCACCCACGCGCCCUUCUGCGCCACAACAGAAGCUCAGCGAAAGCUAUAUGGCUCCAAGAGCACCUCCAGUUCCUCCUCCAGUUAGCUCCCUUCCACCAAAGGACCUCGCGACAUCAUCGAACGGCGUCCGCCCACCAUCGCCCAAGUUGCCGCGAUGGAGUGCUGGGGGUGACUUUACCAUGGAAGAGGACAUGGCGCGGAUACUUGGAGGAACAGAUGAAAGUUCACAGUCAAUACUACGUCGUGUCUCCAAUGCCGUACGUCAUGGGCGGAAUGGCAGUGAAGCAAGCUCGUCAGGUCGCCACGGCCAUGGUAGGAGUGUCAGCGAGACUACAGCGCGCACGGUCGCCUCACCACGCUGGCCCAAAACUCCCAUACUGGAAGAUGGCACUGCCAAAGAGAUCAGUAGUCCUAUAUCUAUUGUCAAUUCGCCAAUGUCCGGGGAUGACCCGGCACUACUUCGCAGACAGUUACGCAACUCCGAACAACGUGUAGCCGAACUCGAACGGCAGUUUGCAAGCGAAAAGGAUCUCAAGACACUGAACAAGAAGUUAAUAGAAAGGAGGAAGACUGUGUCAGUGCUAGAUUCUCAAACGGAGAUCAUGAUCAAGCAACUUGAGGUCCUAGCUGGGUAUGUAGAGAAAGCCAAAGAUUCGAAACAACCCAUGGAUAUCGCAGAAUUGGAGGAUUCUGCAGUUAAGGAUUUCGUGCAAAAGAUUGAUCGUUUGAAGCAGAGCAUGUCUGGUGAAGUAGAAGCUCUCUUUGAACAACGCAAUGAGCUCCUUGAGGAAACGAAUCAAAUCAUGGCCAACCGAGAUAGGGCUCGGGUAGAGUUCGAGCAAUUGUCUUCUAAAAAUGCGCAGCUUGCCGACAUGAACAAUGAAAUGACUCAUCAAAUCCAAGAAAGGUUCAGGGCACAGAGCGGAAAUGUCGUUGAAAGCCCUCGGCCCCCGCCAAAUGGCUUGGGAAUCUACACUCACCACACCAAGGACAAAUCAAACGUUUCUAUACAGAUGGAUGAUGCGAGCUUACGUCCCUCCACGAGCAGCACAACUGUCUUCGGCAGUUCAGUCAGUAGUUAUCCGCAGGCAAUGGAGCAAGACCCAAGCAUGGAGCCAGCCACAGUCCUCUCUGCGCCCCAUGUUAUUAAUAUUCGCAAAGGUCAGGCAAAGAAAUUCAAUUGGAAGAAGGGCGGCCAGACUGUUGCAAAAGGUGUUACCAAAGGAUUUAAGGGUGCUUUUGCCUCGGUUCAACAAGAACGAAAUGAAAGAAAUCCGCAAUGGACAGGUCAGACAGGAGACAGUAUCGGGAUGCCCUACAAUAUGACCGUCGCGCCAGUCGAAUCUGCAGCACAGAUGUCAUCCGGGAGUCUCCCUAGAUCGGUCUCUAAUGAUCCGUCAAGAAAGGGUUUUGGGUUGUUCAACAAAGCCAACAUACCAAAGUCCAUGACUAACGGCAGCUUCCCAGCUGCUGCAGAUCCUUCGAUCCUUUUCGGAUCUGAUUUGGUCGAAAGAGCUGACUACGAGCGAGUACAAAUUCCGAGUGUAGUCACUCGAUGUAUUGAAGAGGUUGAGCUUCGCGGAAUGGACAUUGAGGGCAUUUACAGAAAGACCGGCGGAAGUGGUCAAGUCAAGAUUAUUCAGGAGGGAUUCGAGAGAUCAAAUGAUUACGAUAUCUCGGAUUAUUCAUUGGACAUCACUGCCGUCACAAGCGUUUUGAAGCAAUAUUUCCGAAAAUUGCCAGUACCACUGUUGACCUUCGAUGUAUAUGAUCGCAUACUUGAGUCAACUUCAAUCGAGGAUGACCAAGAACGAUGUGUCCAUCUUCGGAGAACCUUCAACAUGCUUCCAGCGAAGCAUCGAGAUUGUCUUGAAUUUUUGAUCUUCCACUUAGCCCGUGUGGCACAAAGACAUACCGAAAAUUUGAUGACACCUAAAAAUCUUGCCGUGGUCUUUGCACCUACCAUUAUGCGAGACCACAGCUUGGAGCGAGAAAUGACGGACAUGCAUGCAAAGAAUAGUGCCGCACAAAGAAUGUCUAGGCCGAAAGAUCUUCGUAACUUCUUACGCAAGGAAUGCUUAAGUGCGCAGCUAAAAUGCCCGGCUGAUACUACCGAGAGAAAUAAUGCUUCACCUUCGAAACCAAAUCUCCUGGGUCCAAAGCAGGGGGAUUCUAAACCCAACAACUCCGCAUGUCAAUCCCAUGACAUUGAUAGUGUGUUUGGAGAAGAAUUGUUUUCCACCGGGGACUCGAAAAGUGAGGAGUUGAAGCGGUUAGUGGCUGAGAAAGAAGGUGAAGUGACUGCUCCCUCCUCGAGACAUGGAGAUGGCCAAUUGGAGACUCUGAGGCGAGAGUUAAGCAUCAUAGUCGACGCAGAGUUUGGAGCAAGUGAAAGAGAACGACCUUUGAUUGCGAGGCAGAAAGAAGCAUUGUUGCGGGAGAUCACCUGGUUAGAAACACAGCAGCAGGUGCAAAAGAGUCCUGAGUUUGUUAAAGGAAACUCUCGGGCGGACCUCAAUACCAAGUUGCAGUCCUUUCCUCCACCGUUGACAGCCAGGGAACUUGCUCGAAUUAGGAAAGCUGAACUUGCUAAACAACAUGAAGCGUGCGAGAACGUACCAUCCGAUCCAUUGGCGGGAGCGUUUGUUGUUACCCGUCGGGCACCCAAAAAGCGCAAGGCCAAGGAGCCGCCGAUAGAUGAAUAUCUCGACGGUGAGGACAGAUAUCGAUUGUUCGGGCCCCCGAAGGAAAAGAGAGUCAAGCGGAAGAAAAGCUCAGCAGUAGUGAUUGAGAAGCCGAGAAGCAUGAUAGGGAGAUGGAGAAGUGAGAUUCAUGAUUACUUCCCGGUCAUCAAUGGAAAGCGGGGUGGCUACUUGGGGGAUAUUGAUAGGUAUGAGAGAAUGGCGUUACGACGAGAGCUUGCGGAGUUGGGUAGCCAUUUGUGA